UGCAAUCACUAGGGACUUUCCAAAGGGGAGUGCUUGGGAAGUACCUAUAUUUAUACAGAUUGUUCUUUGUUGUGUUUUGAUAAUGCUUGUGUCUACUCAAAGGUGACAUGGUUUCUAAAACUCCACCAGAACACAACUAUCGUCAGCUGAAAGAAAAAAUAUUCUUUUUUAACAAGGAAGCUGGAGGGAAAUGGAACACGUUCGUGCUUGUUUUGAGUUUGUUGCUUGGUGCAGAAAUCUUUGGGACGGCUUAUUUGUUUUUUCACUUCGCUAUGGAAAUCAAACAGACUCGAGAGCUGGUGAGAUCGGGAGACUACCCACUGCGGUGUCUGCAGUAUCUUGUGGAUCAAGACUUUCUGGAAAGGAAAUUGCCCCACUCCGGAGAUUCUGCCUGUGACCAGUGGCUUAGGGAAGCAGAGCACAUUAUAAAUAAGCAGUUGAAGUCAGAUAUCAGGAACACAUUACAUCGUGAACUCACAGCACAAAAUGUGUCUUUGACCCAUUUCAGAAAACCAGCCAUUCAUCUCGGACCUGAUCACCUUGGAAGACAAUUCCAUGUGAAGCUAAACAGCGAGGAUACAGGAGGUCACAAGUUGCAGUGGGACAACAUAGAUGGGAUGGCGUUGCAGCAAGGGAUGAUGGGAUACCAGGACAGUGAAAUAGUCGUUCCGCGGGAUGGCGUUUACUUCAUCUACUCACAAGUGUACUUCCGAGUUGGUCCCCGAGGCAAGGACCAGCAGAGCCAACCCUUCCUGCAGUAUAUCUACCGGAAAACCUCUUACCAGGACCCUAUCCUGCUCUCCAAGGCUGUGGGCACCAAGUGCUGGGACGAGGGGGCUGAGUUCGACCUGUUCUCCAGCUUCCAGGGAGCCCUGUUUCAGCUCACACAGGGAGACCGACUUUUCUUGAAGGUGACUGACAUCAGCACUAUACAGCUCAAUAAGGAGUCCACCUAUUUUGGGGCCUUUAUGGUUUUUUAACAAAUGUGUGAAAUAACAGUUUUUUUUUGGUGGUGCAUAACAAGGACUGAUAAGUGUAAUAAUAGUAAUGUAAUUUUGUUUAGGACUCUUAUGGAUUAGUGAGAGUUGGCUUGAUAGAAGAUUCUGUGAUAAGUCUGUUUUCAGGUUUAUAUAUUAAAAACUGUACUGGGAGAAA
Messenger RNA from Polyodon spathula (Mississippi paddlefish), 1155 nucleotides. Its product is annotated as tumor necrosis factor ligand superfamily member 10-like. Gene Ontology annotation, molecular function: tumor necrosis factor receptor binding. Bases 108 to 980 code for a protein of 290 amino acids. Gene Ontology annotation, biological process: immune response. The record is from RefSeq and is a predicted model, not a curated record. The transcript has 5 exons. Gene Ontology annotation, cellular component: membrane. Lineage: Eukaryota; Metazoa; Chordata; Actinopteri; Acipenseriformes; Polyodontidae.